This is a messenger RNA of Zootermopsis nevadensis, 7730 nucleotides long. It is a transcript of the gene CYLD, whose product is annotated as ubiquitin carboxyl-terminal hydrolase CYLD. NCBI's taxonomy places the organism in Eukaryota, Metazoa, Arthropoda, Insecta, Blattodea, Termopsidae. The record is from RefSeq and is a predicted model, not a curated record.
GAUGACUUUCUUAGUGAAUUAUGGCCUCCAGUUAGUGAGAACAACCAGCACAAGAGUAGAAUUAAGGAGGAGAAAAAACCCAAAACUUCUUCAGGGAAACCAGUCAAAUUGAACAACACUGCAGAUGCUCAUUUGGAAGUGGGUGGCGAGGGCAUCAAGAAGUUACUGACAGUACCAGACCAAGAAGUUGGAGAUCAUCUGGUGUUAACAAGUCCAACUGGAAGCAGUGACUACCUUGAAAUACCUGAUUCUCCUGAACCUGAACGGUCACAUGAUUUGGGAGUGGGAUCUGUGGUAGAGGUUACCGUAAGUGGAGAACCACGUUAUGGAGUGAUUCGUUGGAUUGGAAUUGUACCUGAAGACAAGAAAGCACGGAAAGUUGCUGGAAUAGAGAUGGAGGAAGAACACUUUGGCUACAAUGAUGGCACUUUUAAUGGGCGCAGAUAUUUCCAGUGUAGUCCAAGGAAGGCCAUGUUUGUCAGCCUUAAUAUGUGUCAAAAGGAUGGCAGGUUUCAAGAUGUCCAUCCUGUACUGAAUGACACAAAAAUAAAAACGUUUGGGCAGGUGCAGUGUCCAGUGAUCCCUGGUGCAGUUGGACCUAUAAGCAGGAAAGGAAAUCUUGAAAGUUUGUGUGGAAAGUAUCGAGGCAUUCAGGGUCACCAUAAUUCAUGUUACCUAGAUGCUACACUCUUCAGCAUGUUUACAUUUACAAGUGUGUUUGACAGUUUACUUUUCCGGCCACAAACUGAAAAUGAUGUGCCCCAGUAUCAAGAAGUGCAGAGGGUUCUGCGGGAAGAGAUAGUAAAUCCUUUACGCCAGAAUUUGUAUGUCAGGGCAGACAGAGUGAUGAAGUUAAGGACAUUGCUUGAAAAUCUGAGUUCUGUCACGGGAUUAACAAGCGAAGAGAAAGAUCCAGAAGAAUUCCUUACAUCAUUAAUAGCUCAGAUACUUCGGGCUGAGCCUUUCCUGAAACUGAGUUCAGGGCAAGAAGCUUAUCAUUACCAGCUGUUUGUGGAGAAAGAUGAGCACCUCAUCCUUCCAUCAGUUCAGCAGCUAUUUGAGCAGAGUUUUCUAGCUAGUGACAUCAAGCUGAAGGAGGUGCCUGCCUGUUUAAUUAUUCAGAUGCCCAGGUUUGGAAAGUCCUUCAAGAUGUACCCACGCAUACUGCCUUCACAGCUUCUAGAUGUUACAGACAUCAUUGAAGACUCUCCUCGACAGUGCACAGUCUGUGGGAAGUUGGCUGAAUUUGAAUGUAAGGAUUGCUUUGGUGAAUUUGGAGUUGGACUGGAGAGUAUCGCAUUCUGCGCGAAGUGCCUAGAAACAGUUCAUAGCCAUCAGCGGCGUAGUAGUCAUGGAUGGCGUCCUCUCUCUGUACCCAUUGAAUUCUCCAUACUGCAGGACCACUGUCCAGUUCCUCGGUUGUUCAUGGAAUUGUUUGCUGUUGUGUGCAUUGAAACCUCACAUUAUGUGGCCUUUGUCAAAUGUGGCAGUGGCUCUGAUGCACCUUGGUGUUUUUUUGAUUCUAUGGCUGAUAGAAAAGGUGAGCAGAAUGGCUACAAUAUUCCUGAAAUGGUAUCAUGUCCAAACCUUCCAUAUUGGUUGUCUGAUGAUGGGGCCCAAUCUCUCCGUGAGAUGAAAGAUGAUCGUCAGCUGCCAGAACAUGCCAAGCGUUUACUGUGUGACGCAUAUAUGUGCAUGUACCAGAGUCCUGAUGUCAUGAUGUACAGAUAGGAAGGUAAUAUGUAGCAUUUAAAAUCCACCUGAGUUUGUGAUUUGUAUGAUAUUUUGUAUUUUAAAUGAAAAAUGGCUGUACAUGAAGUGUUACUGUAUAUUUUGUGAAGGAAAGAGACUUGCAGUUUGAUGUAGAAAUAAAGUUCUUUAUUGACAGCAGCAAGAAGGAUAUCCAGAUUUCUCAACUUCAGUGGCCAGUAUGGAGCAUUAUGACUUCCAGUUCAUUUCUGAUAUCAAAAUGUACAGUACUGCCAAUACUUACCCUUUAAUGUAUGGCACUUCACUGUUGAACACAACAUUUUAAUAUUGUACAAGUGUUACUCUGUGCUAUUACAUUUUAUUUAAAAUGAACAGUGUGUUAAAAUAACAUAAAAAUUUAUAAAACCAUUGUAGCAGCAUAUGAUUCGAAGAUAAUUACAUUUUCUAACAAUGCAGCAUGUUGUGAACCACUGUAUUCAUCAAUCUAUUGCUUUUACCAGCAGUAUAGUUUUUAUGACUGGACUUAUUCUGGAUGUUAGUUAAUUUACAUAAAUUUGAUAAGAAUGGCCAGUUCACUAUAUACAUGUAUGCCCUUUGUAUGUGUUGUGUACAUGUGCGUGCACACGCACGUGCACACACACUAAAUAGAAAUCUUCAUCAAGUAGAAAUGCUGAGUGACUCCACACUGUCAUGUCCAGUUGUUGCAGGUAAUUUAUGAACAGGAAGAAGUAUUCUCCUGCAAUAUGUUGUGUGGACAACUUGUGUAGGUUCUGAAGGGACAAUUUGUUCAGGUGUGCAUUAAUUGACUCAGUCCUUAGUAAAGAGAGGCUGUUGAUUUGUGAGAUUUGAGGUUCUUAUGGCAGUUAAGAUGUUGAUUUUGGUCUUCUGAGUAAUAAUGCCAUGUAGACUUGCAGGUAGAUACCAACAACAUUUCUGAUGUGAAGAUGAAGACGGUAUGUUCCUCCAAAAUGUUGGUGUUUACCUUCAUCCCCACAUAGCUUUACUGCCCAAAGAAACAACAUUUGUGUUCACUGAUGAAAGAAAUAGGCAUGGAUGAAUUAUUUAAGGGAGGGUGAAUGGGAUUGGCAGUCCUCAGUGUGAGUGUUGGAAGUAACAUGAUUUUCAUCAGGAAAAUAAAACAAUUAUGUUAUGUCUGUGGAGUCCCUGGUGAAAACGUUAUUUAUUGGUCUUUGUUAGUUAUCUGAUUUGUUAAGCUAAGUUAGGAUAUUUAUAUAUCAGGUCAAUAUUUUAAUUAAAUUUAAAAACAUUCCAUGCAUAAUACCAUGGGGAUAAAAGUCAUACCCUCAUUUUAAAGUCAUGUUUCCAAGUAAGUAUUGCAAAAUGUACCUGUUAGCUUCACCAGGCCAGAGUUGAAUAAAUUUUCAUGAAAUUUUAUAGUAGUUUAACUAAAAUUUGUUUACACAUUUAAAUUUUCAUCAGGUCAGACAAAAGCAAUGGGUUAUUUGCAUAAAGACCUGCAUGUGUUUCUUCAUGCAGAAUUGACUGGGUGAGGAGUUCCCAGCUGUUAAAGUGUACAUACAAACUACUACUACUACUACUCUGUGGCACUACAGCCCUUUUGUAGGGCCUUGGCCUUCCCAACAAGUUUUAUCCAUUUUGAUAUAUCCUCUAAAUUCCAUCUUCCUGAUAUCUUCCUCCACAUCCAGUCACCUUAUGCUCGAUCUCCCAAUUUAUAUCUUAAAGCUGUCGGACAUUCUCAGCAUUUCACUGCAUUGCCAUAACACAGUUAAAAAGUUUUAUACAGAAUGUAGAAUGGAGGUAUCUCCUUAUUUCCCUACCAGAUUUCACAGGCAGCUACUACUGAAUUUAGUUUGGCUGCCACAUUCUUUUACAGCAAAAAGAAGAACGCUGUAUGAACCUAUUAUCAUAAGCCUAAUCAUCAUCUAUUGUUUCUACAAUCCUGUCUCUCCUUAUAACUAUGGAAAACUAAAUUUAAUCUGAUUACUGUUUAUAAACUUUAAUAUAAUGAAAUGUAUACGUUCAACUCUCAAAUCCGACAUCUUUUAACAGGGUUCAGUAUGUCCUAUGACAUGUAUGAAAUAUUUUUGUGGGAUAUAUACUCAUAGUAUUAGUGUAUCCACUGUGUGUAAGACAUUUGAGCAUUCUGUUUUCUGUUAGUCAUUCUUUAAUUUUAGAGAAACCAAAGAUUAUUUACUUGAUGCUCUACAGUGUUUCACCAUGUGUUCAUUUGUGUGCUAUUCUAAAUACUGUGUGUGAGUUUAUUCCUCACCAUAAACUUGGAUUCAUCAAUUUUUACAAUAUUAGUUGGAAUGAUGGUUUUUCAGAAGUAUGUAAAAUUCUUGAACAUACAUCUCAGUAGGGCCAAUGAGUUAAUAAUGGUGCAAUUGGGGAUUUCCAGAACCAUAUAUGCUCUUUCUACUUGGAAACUCUCAGAUCAAGAUGUAUGUAAAUAUAAGUGCUUUUUUAAGGACUGAAUUUGUGUUCAAACAACUUGUCCUUCCUAAAAGAACAACAAACAUUAUGCCUGCUUCUGCUUCAUGAGUCUAUACACCUCCAUUUAUAAUCAUUGCUUUUAUUGCAGUGUUGGACUAAUUUCAUAUUGUUGUGAAGGGUAGGACACCAAUAAUGUUGGUGAAAGUUGUGAGUUGCAAAACGAUUUCCUGAUGAUUUCACUAGUGCUGCUGUUUGGUACUGUUUGUGUUUGACCUUGCAAUGUGAUGAAGUAGGUGGACUUAAAAAGUGUACAAAUGUUUUCAGUGAAUUCUAUACAUUGUAUAAUGUGAAAAAUGAUGAAAAGCUAAUUGUGUUAUCUCACCACUUCCAGUCACUGAAAGUUAUUCAUGUGUUCAGUGUAAGAGUGGUUGCUUUGUCUUACAACUCUGUGAAGGAAAUGUGGUAGUCUUAUAGAGCUCUGUGGGAAUAUUUCAGCUGAGCUUGAUAUGAUGCUUCAAGACCUAAUGCAGAAAUAACAAACAUCGAGAUACAGAAGAAAUCUUUCGAAGGUAUGAUCUUUCAUUACAAAUUUGAAUUUGUUACUGGCCACUCUGCAGGUACUGCAAAAUAUAAUGAAUUUUUGCUUGUUUCAUAUGAGUAAAAUAAUGUCUAGAAUACAGUUUAACUAAUUUAUUUUGGAAGGUUUUGUAAUACUUCAGUGAAAUGAUUUGAGUGAAUCCAAUUUACACAUUCAUAAAAUAAAAGAACUUUGGGACCCAAAUGUAUUUUGGUAAACAAGAAACAGCUUGAAUGCACAUAUGUUAAAGAUAUGAGUAUCCUUUAAUGAUUAUCACAUAAUAAGAAAAGGGAAUUAUUUAUUACUUACACCCAUUUGCAUUUGUAACAUAGGUUGUCCAUUAUUUGUUAUAAUAUUCAGUCAUGUAAUGCAACACCACACAAGACAAAGAAUUUGUAUGUGUUAUGUAUUCUUUGCACAAUAUGCAUAGGCUGAUCAUGUCUAUCCAUGAUGUUUCAACUCAAAAAUCACUGAAUGGAUUCUGAUAUGGACAUUAUGCUAAUGGAAGCAACCCCAAACUCAUACCAUUUAUGUGGGAUUUGACGUUUUUAUGGUGGUGAGCAUGAUCUGAGUUUUGGCAUCAUGUAGACUCAUAACCUUCAGCCCUGAAGAUGAAAAUAGUGUUUGUUCAAAAUGUUUGCAACUGCCGAAAAGCCUAUAUGGUGUCAAAACCUAGAUCACCAACUGAUUUUUUGUUUUAAAAAUGUAGGCAAAAGGUUGUUCAAAACUUAAAAAUGGCCCUGUUGGAGAGAGAACCCUUGAGAAAUUUUAUUUGGAAAAUUUGGCACGAGGGUACCCAAAAAAUAUGCAGUGGUUCAUAUUAGAAACUUUUUUUAAGAAAAUGUUACCUUUCAAGAGCCAAACUUGGGAGAAUGAUUUUUAUUUUAAAAAUUAGGCAAAAGUGACCAAAACGCUUACACAACAUGUAAAAAAUAUAUAUACUGGUAAUAGCUGAACAAGCACUGCUAGCAAACUAACACUAAUGCUUUUAAUGCUCCAUUUCAGUGCAUAUUUUAACUAGUACAGAUUCCAAGCAUGAUAAAUUUGUCAGAUAUAACUUCAGAGUUUUGCACCAUCACCAUACUUAUAAUUCUUGUUGUGAAGGUACAUUUGUAUUUAUCAUUGUCAAAGCAAAAAAUAAAAUGUAGGUUUUGUAAGUCUGCCAUGUUAUUUUGUACUGUGCAGAAAAUCACUUUAACAAAAGCUGCACAUUUUUUAAGACCUGUAAUCAGACAAAAUUUUAGGAUCCUCAUUAAUUGCUGUAUUAAUGUAACCUCGUAACUUUGUGUGGCUGCAAUUUUGGUAUUAUGUAUGGCGAAAAUUUUUAAAAAGUACAAAGAUCUGGCGUACUGGCAUUAUGUACAUACAUUUUUAUGAAAAUAAUUCAGUUGGUUCAAAAGUGAUAGUUUAAUAAAUGUGGACAUGAUACCACAGUCCUCUUUGUGGAAAGAAGAAACCAUCCAAUUAGCCUUAGGGUGUCCCUAAAUUAUUUUUAGAAGCACUAAACUGCAAGUUGGAAAGUGGAAGAGAAGAGUGUGUUGAAAGGAAGGAAUGUUUAUGAAUUUAUGGAUUCAAAUACUCUCUCUCGAAAGUGUAUGUGUUAAGAAACUGAGCAAAGGUUCUCUAAAUUGGAUAACUCAGAUUUGUGAUUGUCAUGUUAAACAUUAUUUAGAGAAGCAGAAAAUUACAAGAAAUGUCAUGGUCCUGUAAUCCUUUUAAUAGCCGUGCAGGGUGCUCAAAAGUUUAUAAGAGAAAUUUAUCUGUCAAGUUAUGAGUCGCAGAAAAAGGGGAAAAAAUAUUCUCACGUUUUCCAUAAAGAAUGAAAUUUGAGUUGAUAAUAUUGGCACACAAUGUUAAUAAAUAUGUUGAAAUGCAUUUUACCUUCUUACACAAUAAAGUAAAACUAAUAACAUGUUUAUCCCAAAAGAAGAUUAUUAUGUUUCCAGUAUCAUUAUCUAUAGGGUGCUUACAUUUGUUGCAUGCAAACUUCGUUUUUUAUAAUGAAUGGGAAACAAAUACUUAAAUUCAUAUUCCUUUCAUUUCCUGCUGCAUUACAGUGUUUACUGCCAUCCUUUCUGUAGCAUUGUAUAGUGCUUCACACCCAAUUUUUCUUGUGAUUAGACAUGUAAAAUCCCAGUAGAGAUAAACAUUUCAUUUGGUGCUGUUUAAGGAAAGUAGAUACAAUAAAUAUAACUUCUUUAUUAGUUGAAAAUUAAACAUCACAAAUUAAUGAACUGUCAAAGAUAGAACAGGUUUAAUACUAGAAUCUUAAAUAAUAUUGAAAUGCAAGCAUGAAAAUAACACAUUUCAGGAAAUAAAAGCUUUAUACAUUGUAUUUAUAAAAGACUAUUUUGAAAGCACAGUUAAUUUUUGAAAAUACAAGUCAAAUGCAAAAUGAAAUCCUCUCAUUACUAAUAUUUAAUCACUUUGACACACAUUAUAAGAACAGAAAAUAUAUGUAAAUAAUGCCCUUCUAAACAAUGUGACAUCGUCAGAGUGUGCACAAACAUGAAAAAUUAAUGUUAGGUAGUAUUAAAAUGCCACAUGCCUGAACUGAAUCCUGGCUGUGUGAUGACUACUUUUUACAGACUUGGACUUAAAGUUAUAUAUAUAUAUAUAAGGUAAUUUUUACUUAUAAAUCCUAACUUUCAUAUGAAAAAAAAAGUAUUGAUAUUUUGACAUACAGUAAUAUGCAUCUACUAUAAACAAUGUUAAUAGUUAUACUUGCACAAUCAGUGAGAUCUAAUUUUCAUAUAGUAGUGUAUAAUAAAAGAAAAUAUUAUAGAGGAUUGUUAUUAAUAUUUACAACUCUAAGAGACUACCACUAAGAUUAUCAUUUUGUUAAUAUUAAAAUACUAACUGCAGCUAAGUGUACAUAUAUUGCAAUAUUGUUGGGUACAAGAUAAAACCUCAGAAUUAAAUUUUACAAUACAGGCCUCAUUUUGGAUGGUUUAAUUAUAUAUAGAAACAUCAGAGUUUUGUGAUGUUAUCUCAAAUAAGUAUUAAAUAAACACAAAAUAUGUUGUAA